Daucus carota subsp. sativus is the source of this 1219-nucleotide messenger RNA. RefSeq names its product UDP-arabinose 4-epimerase 1. The transcript is spliced from 7 exons. The record is from RefSeq and is a predicted model, not a curated record. Bases 31 to 963 code for a protein of 310 amino acids. Gene Ontology annotation, molecular function: UDP-glucose 4-epimerase activity. Gene Ontology annotation, biological process: beta-D-galactose catabolic process via UDP-galactose, Leloir pathway. Lineage: Eukaryota; Viridiplantae; Streptophyta; Magnoliopsida; Apiales; Apiaceae. Gene Ontology annotation, cellular component: cytosol.
UAUACAUAGGACAAUCUUUCUCGCGGAAAUAUGGGUGCUGUAAAGAUUCUACAAACGCUGUUUCCAGAGCCAGGGCGCCUUCAGUUUAUCUAUGCAGACCUUGGUGAUGCAAAUGCUGUAAACAAAAUUUUUGCAGACAAUGCUUUUGAUGCUGUAAUGCAUUUUGCAGCAGUUGCUUAUGUUGGUGAAAGUACUGCUGAACCUCUAAGGUAUUAUCACAAUAUUACGUCCAAUACAUUGGUAGUAUUGGAGGCCAUGGCAUCACAUGGUGUGAAGACAUUGAUCUAUUCAAGUACUUGUGCGACAUAUGGAGAGCCCAAAGUAAUGCCUAUUACAGAGGAAACUCCCCAAGUUCCAAUUAAUCCUUAUGGAAAGGCUAAGAAGAUGUCUGAAGAUAUAAUCUUAGAUUUUUCGAAGACGUCCAAGAUGGCUGUUAUGAUUUUAAGAUACUUUAAUGUGAUCGGCUCAGACCCUGAGGGAAGACUUGGAGAAGCUCCCCCUCCAGAACUUCGUGAACAGGGACGCAUAUCAGGAGCUUGUUUUGAUGCAGCUCGAGGUAUCAUACCUGGUCUAAAGAUUAGAGGAACAGACUACAGUACAGCUGAUGGGACCUGUGUAAGAGACUACAUAGAUGUGACCGAUCUGGUUGAUGCACAUGUAAAAGCGCUUGCUCAUGCUUUACCUGGGAAAGUUGGUAUCUACAAUGUUGGCACAGGAAAAGGUAGUUCAGUGAAGCAGUUUGUGGAGGCUUGUAAAAAGGCGACAGGGGUGCCUAUAAAGAUAGAAUAUCUCAGCCGUAGGCCUGGAGACUAUGCUGAAGUUUACAGUGAUCCUUCCAAAAUAAAACGGGACUUGAACUGGGUUGCAAGAUACACCAAUCUUGAAGAGAGCUUGAAAACUGCAUGGUUAUGGCAGAAGUCACACAGGAAUGGUUAUGGCAGCCCCAUGAUAACUAGUCUGUAGUACCACUAAAGCAGUUCAUAAUGUAAAAGGAACCUGAACAGCAUUUUCUAAAUGAGCUUUACAUGUUAAAUAUGUAAAAUUUUGCCUUGCUUGUAAAUAAUAUUUACAUGAAAAAGAUCAAAGAGUUUGAUUUAGUCUUUAGUUUCCAUGUUAGGCUAGAAAAAUAUCAGGAAAUGGACCUGUAAGUCCUGCACAGUGCUGUGAUAUCUCUAAACAAUGACAAUGAUAUUAUUGUUGUUGCACUAUCUUUUAUUUU